This is a messenger RNA of Anguilla rostrata (American eel), 1234 nucleotides long. Its product is annotated as group XIIB secretory phospholipase A2-like protein. Gene Ontology annotation, cellular component: extracellular region. The record is from RefSeq and is a predicted model, not a curated record. The transcript is spliced from 4 exons. Gene Ontology annotation, biological process: lipid catabolic process; phospholipid metabolic process; cholesterol homeostasis. The coding region runs from base 125 to 748 and encodes 207 amino acids. Lineage: Eukaryota; Metazoa; Chordata; Actinopteri; Anguilliformes; Anguillidae. Gene Ontology annotation, molecular function: A2-type glycerophospholipase activity; calcium ion binding.
UUGCGUGUGUGUGUGUGUGUGUGUGUGAGAGAGAGAGAGAUGCUCAGUCUGUGUAAUUAUUUGUGCAGUGCCCAGUUUCUCUGAUAUUCUCACGCCGCACUGCUCCUGGAAGAACACGGCCGACAUGUUACCUCACGCUUUGCUUCUGAUCCUCCUCACCCUGCGGGCGACUGGUGCCCAGGACCCAGAGCCCAUGAGUGCAGAUGCCCCUGAGCCAACCCCGAUGGCCAACACCACAGAGGCUGAUGAAGAGGACUCAGAUUGGGGCCUAAACUCCCUCCGUGGCAGCUUUGAGGCUGUCAAUGGCUACUUUGACUCCAUGCUGGAACUCCUGGGAGGCCGCAAUGGCGUAUGUCAGUAUCGCUGUAAAUACGGAAAGGCUCCUCUUCCUCGCCCUGACUUUAAAACUCCAGAACCCAAUGGCUGCAGCUCCUACUUCCUGGGACUGCCUGUUCCUGAGGGAGUUGAUAUGGGAAUCCCGGCCAUGACAAAGUGUUGUAACCAGCUGGACAUGUGCUACGACACGUGUGGCUCCAAUAAGUAUCGCUGUGACUCCAAGUUUCGCUGGUGUUUACAUGGAAUCUGUUCUGACCUCAAGAAGAGUCUUGGCUUUGUAUCAAGAGUCGAAGCAUGUGAAACGGUGGCUGACACCCUGUUUAACACAGUUUGGACUUUGGGCUGCAGGCCUUUCAUGAACAGCCAGAGGGCAGCAUGUGUCUGUGAAGGAGAGGAGCGAGACGAGCUUUAGAGAAUCUACCUCCUGUGCAGUACUACAACACAACAAUAUGCAACACAUCACAACAUGAUUCAAUGCUACAUUACUACAUGACACAAUGCAUUAGUAAAGGACUCUGAAUAGAACAUUGCAAGACAUUAUAACAUACUACACAACACAGCAUAACACAAAAGUGCAAUGUAAUGUCACACAAUGUAGCGUGACGCCAAGUGUAACACAACGUAACUCCGGUCAGAUAAAUCUCUUCAACACCACGUAACAUAAUAGAAUGCAUUAGCACAUAACACUGUAAUGUAACACAUCACUGCACAAAACAUGGAGCACAACGCUAACACCACACUAUCCUCACACAUACACAUAAAAACUCACUGUGUCAACCAUGAGAAAUGAAAUUUCCUAAUGAUAAUGUAUAUUGCUGUAGCAAUAUAAUUUAAGCUACAAUAUAAUUACGAGAUGUAUACAUCAUGCACAAAGUAAAUAUAACUAAUUCUAUUUGCA